AUGACGAUUCUUUCACCGCCCCCUACAAGCACGUUCACCCCCUCCGGUCCACCUAACGUCUCACGCUUGCUCCUUCCCAUCCAGCCGAACGAUAGUUACGUUUCAUGCACCACGUUUAACGCCAAGGGACAUAUCACGAGUAUCUCGAAACGAUACCCCAAGAUGCAGUUCCUCUCAUCGCACGGGCUCUACCCCCGCGACUUGCGCAAGAUCGACUCUUCCACCAUCGACAUUAUUCCUAGCAUCGUCGUGCGUGAUACGUGCUUCUUGGUCAACCUCUUGCACAUCAAGGCGAUAGUCAUGUUCGACAAGGUGAUGGUCUUUGAUACAUCCGUGACGGCGCUGGCAAAGAAGAUUGGCUUGUUCAUGUACGAUCUCGAGAACAAGCUCAGCACGCAGCCCGCGGGCACCAACCACUACAACUACCACCAGGACUACGAGCACCGUGCGUUGGAGAGUAUCUUGAUCAAUGUGAUGAGCUCGCUUGAGGCGGAGCUCGCGGAGCACAAGUACCACUGCGGGCGCAUUUUAGAGGACCUCGAGGACCAGAUCGACAGGGUUAAGUUGAAGGACUUGCUCGUAUAUUCCAAGUCUUUAGGGGCGUUUUACCAGAAAGCGUUGUUGAUUAAGAAUGUGUUGGACGAGUUGCUUGACAACGAUGAGGAUUUGGCCAAGUUGUACUUGUCGCAUAAGAAGAAUAACUCAAUGGACUUUACCGAGGUGGAGAUGUUGCUUGAGGCGUAUUACAUCCAGUGUGACGAGUUUGUUCAGCAGGCGGAGUCGCUCAUCAAUGAUAUCAAGUCCACGGAGGAGAUCAUUAACAUCAUUCUCGACGCCAACCGCAAUUCGUUGAUGUUGUUUGAGUUGAAGGUAACCAUCUACACCCUUGGCUUCACCGUGGCAACCAUCGCGCCGGCCUUUUACGGGAUGAACUUGAAGAACUUUGUUGAGGAGUCCGAAGUCGGGUUCGCCGCUGUAUGCAUCUUCUCUGUGGUCAGCGCCUUGUGGUUCACUUUCAUCAACUUCAAGAAGUUGGGAAAGGUAAGACGGCUCGCCAUGGCCCCCACUCCCCGCAAAGAAAAGCCUGAGGUUUCCUUCGAUAAGUUGCGCUUUGGCAAAACCAAGCAUUCUGUCCAGGACUCGAAGCGCCGCGCUGUUAUCUGGCGGUGGUUGGUGAACGAAACGAGGAAUAAGUAGACAAGACCAGGGGGAUGAUCCUUUAUCAAUAGUCUAUAGCCAAGCUUUGUAUUAUGAUACAUUGCUUGCAAUCAACCGGGACUGAAAUCCUCUGUAAUGGUUCUUUUAUGGUAAUAGAAAUAAUAAAAGCAGGGAUGGAGCGAAAACAGCAAUACGGAUUAAGUGCACGGUCUGGCCCAGGUCAGCAGAUCUCUACUGAUCACCUGGGUCGUCGAAUAACAACAAUCUUAUAAACUAGUAAACAGAUUUCUAGGUUUAUUUAAAACAAGCUUGAAG
Babjeviella inositovora NRRL Y-12698 is the source of this 1473-nucleotide messenger RNA. RefSeq names its product Mrs2p (gene MRS2). The record is from RefSeq and is a predicted model, not a curated record. The coding region runs from base 1 to 1197 and encodes 398 amino acids. NCBI's taxonomy places the organism in Eukaryota, Fungi, Ascomycota, Pichiomycetes, Serinales. The transcript has 2 exons. Gene Ontology annotation, biological process: mitochondrial magnesium ion transmembrane transport. Gene Ontology annotation, cellular component: mitochondrial inner membrane. Gene Ontology annotation, molecular function: magnesium ion transmembrane transporter activity.